Anguilla rostrata (American eel) is the source of this 8325-nucleotide messenger RNA. RefSeq names its product fibronectin type III domain containing 1 (gene fndc1). The record is from RefSeq and is a predicted model, not a curated record. Gene Ontology annotation, molecular function: protein binding. Lineage: Eukaryota; Metazoa; Chordata; Actinopteri; Anguilliformes; Anguillidae. The transcript has 23 exons. The coding region runs from base 118 to 4512 and encodes 1464 amino acids.
GAACCGUGUUGGAGAGAGAGAGAGUCAGACGUGUCCGUCUGUCUUUUCCGAAAUCUUUCUCAGCCGUUCCCCACUCACUGUAGCGCCCGCGCGCCAGGAUUAUCACACUUAUUCACAAUGUCUCUAACUACAGUAAGGACCCUCCUAGCCUUUUCGCUAUCACUGUUUGCCCUGAGUCCAGGAGCUACAGCCCUGGUGCCCCUGAGGCCGCAGAAUGUGAAGCUGGUGCCCGUGGAGAGGGGCCUCCUGGUCUCCUGGGACCCCCCCGGCGAGCUGGACGACCGGCCCGUGGAGCGCUACAGCAUCGGCUACGGCAAGUCCAUGAAGUCCCUGCGCUACACCAGGGUGGAUGGGAGCAAGAGAUCGCAGCUACUGGAGGAUGUGGAACCUGGCGUUCUGCACUUUCUGAAAAUGACCGCCGAUAACAAGGAUGGGCAGAGCAAGCCGGUCUACCGGGCGGAGACUCCCACGGGAAGACGAUCGGCGAGGCUGGACGGCUUUGCGGUCACCAGCUCGGUGCCUUCGAGUGGAUCAGUUACAGAGAGGAAGGCGCCCAGCCGGCCGGUGAGGGUCGAGGCGGCCCGGUCGCCGGACAGCGUCCUGGAGCAGAGGAGGCCUCCCCAAAACUCCGGCGCGGAGCAGUCGGGACGGGGGCGGGGCUUCCUGCUGGGGAUGGCCCAAAACGACCGCAGGAUGGUCAGCAGCCCCGUGCAGGCCGAACAGAGGAGCCCCAGGAGGCAAAACCAUGCCUCUGAGUCCGUGUAUGUGGUAUCACUGCAGGCACAGAAAGCGCUCGGGCAGAGCUCCCCCGUCCACAAGGCUUUCAUGAGCAAAAAACCCCCCCCAGAUUUAGAGGAAAUGUCUGAAGUGAAGGACAUCACCGUUCGGGUCAUGUCCCCCCAGUCGGUGUUCGUCUCCUGGGUGGACCCAGAGAUCGAGAAGGAGACGGCCGAGAGCAGCACCAGGUACUACACGCUGAGGUACAGGGAGAAGGGGGAGUCGGCUCGGUGGGACUACCGAGAGACCACGCAGCGGCGCCUUCUGGUGGAGAACCUCUCCGCCGACAACAUGUACGAGUUCUCCAUCCGGAUCUCGCAGGGGGACCACACCAGCAAAUGGAGCGUCUCUGUCUUUCAGAGGACCCCUGAAUCCGCUCCGACGGGUCCACCUGAGAACUUUGACGUCAAGCCGUUGAGAGGCAAAGGGACUGCCGUCACGGCAACCUGGGACCCACCGGAGGAAACCAACGGGAGGAUCCGAGAGUACAUCCUGUCCUACGCCCCGGCCCUGAAGCCCUUCGGCGCCAAGUCCGCCAGCUACCGCGGCGGCACCACGUCCGCCGUCGUCGAGGGCCUGCAGCCCGGCGAGCGCUACAUCUUCAAGAUCCGCGCGGUGAACCGGAGAGGACAGGGGCCCCAGAGCAAGGCCUUCAGCGUCGUCAUGCCAACAACCAGCGCUGCUGCUUCAUCCCCCCACUCCAGGAGGCCAGGUUUACCCCGGCCCUCCAGACCCUACCUCCGCAAGGACGAGUCUGAGGAGGACGAGGACGAGGAGGACGAAGAGGAGGAGGAGGAGGAGGAGGAGGAGGAGGUCACUACGCGCGCCCCCACGACUGUUAUCCCCACCACCCGGAGGACCCGCCCCCUCUCGCAGACCCGGUCCUAUCACGGCGUGUUCUCGUCGGCGAGGUCGUCCGCGCGGAGGACGGGCGGCGGCCAGCGGACCCCUCAGGCGCCCGAGCGGGAAUCGCACAAGGAGCAGGAGACCUUCACCGAAGAGAAACCGGAGGAGGAGGAGGAGGAGGAAAAGGAGGAAGAGGAAGAGAAGGAGGAGGAGCCCACGGCGGCCACCAGGAAGGUCGACACCGCCGUCUCCUACCCCGAGAGGAAGGACUCGUACGACCGCGGCGAGCCCAAACCCGCGCCCAAAGAGACCCCGCCGGAGCCCGGCUCGCCCGUUGGCGGUAAUGGCGGCGGCUCCGUCCCGGCCGGCCGCUACCCGGGCCCCGGGCGGAGGAAGCCGGGGGUCCUCCUGACCCGCGGAAAUCUGGGCAGGGUCCCGAACGGCCAGCGCAAGCCCGGGUCCUCCUCCUCCGCCGGCGCCUCCCAGUCCACCCUGUCCUCCGGCACGGCGGUCCAGACCCGGCCCGGUCCAAACGAGGAAGAGGAGGAGGAGGAGGAGGAGAGGAACGAGAGGCCGACCCCCGCCCCCCGCGCUGCCACCACCUCUCGCCCCGCCCCCGCCCCCGUCCCCGUGCCCGCCGUCCUGAACCGCAACCUGAGGCCAGGCUUCGGGGGCAGGGUCGUCCCCAGGCAGGGCGUCAGGGUCCCGUCCAGCCGGGACUCCUCGCUGGCCUCCGUGGGGGCCCAAACCCCGGUGCUGAAGGUCGAGCCCCGCCCGGAGGUCUCCGUCUCCCAGGACACCCACGAAAAGGCCCGGGCCCCGCCGCCGUCCGCCCACGACCCCGACCCCGACCCCGGCCCCGCCCCCGUCCCGAAGAGCCCCGCCUCCAAGGACGAAGGGGGCGGCUACACCUACGGCGCCGGCAAGGAGGCGUACGGGAGGAACGACAAGAUCGCCGUGGCGACCGCGCCCCCGCGCCCGGCCGCCGCCGCCGGGCCCGAGCUGAGCGAGAACGACAGCAUCGAGAGGGAGUCCGUCCCGGAGAGGACGAGGGCCCCGUCGGCCCCCCGCCGUCCCGUCGUCGGCCCCAACGGGCGACUGCGGUACCCGCACCUCGCGAACCGCCAGACGGGGUCCCGGGCGCCCGCUUCCUCGCAGCCUUCGAACCCGAACCCGAACCCGAGGUCCCGCUACCCCGGGCGAACGGUGGGGAAAAUGCCCAACGGGAGAAACGGACGUCCAAAUCUCACGGCAACCAAUGGAAAACCCGUUUCCACGUCCGACGGCAACGCCAAACCGUCAUCAGGCCACAGGUACAUCACCAGUCCGGAAGGACUGAAAUGGAUAGUGGACCUGGACAAAGGGGUUCUGAUGAACGAGAACGGGCGGAUUCUGCAGGACUCUCACGGAAAGCCUCGCAGGGUCAUCCUCGGGGAGGACGGACGCACCAUUUUUGAUGCCCAGGGCAGCCCGCUGGUGAACUCCGAGGGCCUGGCUCUGUUCGGGCACGGGCGGGACAGCCGCCCGGUGGUCAACCCCAAGGACAAGUUCUUCACUUUGGGCGGGAAGCAAAUCGCGGGCCUGGACCGUCCCACGCCAAAAACGACGACCACCACGACCGCAACCACGACGACGACCACACCCGAGCCGACGACGACCAUGCCAACCACCCCAGAGGUGACCACGGAGGAGCCCACGACCAUGCCCCUCUUCCCCACCUGUCCACCCGGGACGUACUCCAGGGUGGACGACCUGGGAUACCCCAUGUUCGACGACGACGGCAUACUCAACUGCUACCCCGACGAAGGGUCCUCAGGGAUGGGAAUGGACGCCAUGGUAACAGUCUCCAUGGCGACUGACAGGGCUGACGCUUUAGCUAUUGAAGAAGACCACUUUGUCAUCCAGACAACGUUGCCCACGACGACGACAACAACGACAACGACGACAACGACCGAAGCGACGACCACGCAGCCAAUCACGAGGGCUAAUAUUGGGCCCUCCUCGCCAUAUGACGCAGCGGGAAAGAAGCGAUUCACCGCUCCAUAUGUGAACUACAUCCGUAAAGACCCCGGGGCCCCCUGCUCCCUGACGGAGGCGCUGGAGUUCCUGCAGGUGGACGUCCUGGAGAACCUGAUCGAGCAGGACAGCAUCAUCAACGGGCGGCCGCCCAAACACAAACCCCACAACUUCACCGUGGUCGCCAUGGAGGGCUGCCACUCCUUCGUCAUCCUGGACUGGGCCCGGCCGCUCAAGGACGACAUGGUGUCCGGCUACAUGGUGCACAGCGCCUCCUACGACGACAUCCUGAGCAACCGAUGGUCUUCCAGAACGUCAACGGGCACGCACCUGUCCGUGGAGAACCUCAAACCCAACUCAAGAUAUUACUUCAAAGUUCAAGCGAAGAACGUGUUUGGACUUGGCCCGCUCAGCGAAACGAUCACAUACGUCACAGAGUCAGACGACCCCCUGCUCAUCGAAAGGCCGCCUGGAGGGGAGCCGAUCUGGGUCCCGUUCUCCUUCAAGUAUAACCCCGGCCACAGCGUGUGCAAGGGGAGCCAGUUCGUCAAGCGCACCUGGUACAAGAAGUUCGUCGGGGUCGUCCUGUGCAACUCGCUACGAUACAAAAUCUUUAUGGGCGACGGACUCAAAGACACGUUCUACAGUAUCGGAGACACCUUCGGCUACGGCGAAGAUCACUGCCAGUUUGUCGACUCUUACAUGCAGGGAAGGACCGGGCCCCAGAGCCUGUCUGCUUACCUGCCGACUGCUCAAGGGUACUACCGGGCUUAUCGGCAGGAGCCGGUGAAAUUUGGAGCCAUCGGCCGCAACACGCCCCACAACUUUGUGGGCUGGUACGAGUGCGGAAUCCCCAUCCCGGGAAAGUGGUAACGAAGGUUCGCCGGGAGGGGCAAAACAUUUUUUUUUUUUUUAAUUUUGCAGAAAAAGGGACUUGGCUCCAUCCAUCCUGCUGAGCACUCAGUCUCUCAGAUCACACGAGAGAGAUGAACUUUUCACGUACGUCAGCAAACCUACAACAUAUACUGCUUCCAAUGAAGAGAAUAUAAUACUUGUUUUUUUUUUUCUUUUGUUUUAAAAAAAAAAAAAUACUAAAUUCUUUGUAACCACGUUUGUGCACUUUUUUUAAAAAGCAGUCUGUAUAUGGGGAAAAGCAGGUGUUCUCGGCUCAGAUAACUGUUGUCUUCCAGAUCUGAAGAAUAACAUGUUCAUUCCUAAAUAGUUUUGACAGUUUUGCACGCAACAAGGCAAUCUCUCCCAAGCCUUGUUUUCUUGACCAUAAAACAAAGAGCAAAUUUUUUCAACGCAAAAACAUAACCAGAUGAACUAAGACUGUACUUCUUGCCUGCUUUGGUAGUUUGACAGUCUGGUAUAUACUUUAAAAAAAACUUUUAUUAAUUGAUGUUUUUCUUAUACACAGAAUGCUGUAUUUAGAUCAGGUUUUGUUUGAAUGAGGUCAGAGGACAUAUUGAAUAUCAUGUGACAUACAGAGUCAUAUUCAGCUCAGGAGCAAGGAGAAAGCAUAAAAUACAGGGCUAACCAAAACCACUAACGAUCAAAACUGUCGCAACCAGCCAUCUUUCAAAAAUGUAUAGCCGAAUUUAUUUUAAAUGUCUGUCUUCAACAGGUUAACGUGACUGGCAAUUGUCGAAAUAAAGUACACACUACAAACCUUUACAGCCCAAGUGCACUUGCUUUGAAAUAUUAAUAUUUUCCACUAUUUGUUUAUGUAAAAGUGUGUGUUUUUUUAUUUAUUCUAACUGAGCUACGCAGAAGGUAUAUCCAUUCUGUUUCCAUCUACUUCCUGUAAUGAUCACAAAUUUUUUUUUUUAAAGAAUAAAUAAACACCAGGGAGUUUCCAUGGAAACAAAGCUUUCAGCUUUGCGGUUACCAUGGUUUGCGUGUGUCACAUGGUUCCUGGUACUGUAAAUUCCGUUAACUAUGCAUGAGCUCAACGAUGGUGCUAUUAAAGUGGAGAGAACUUGUCCACGUAAGUGCAAUUAACACAUCUGGACACGUCCUCGUCUCCGUCCCCUCCCCUCACCCAAAACCAAUAAGACUGUACAUGAGAUAUAGUAGCCUGACUGUUGUUAUUUUCUUCCUGUUUACAAUUAAAGUAAAGGACAACCCAAAUAUAAACACUGUGGCUGUGUCUGAAACAGCUUUAACUUGCCUACUAUUAAGUAAGGAAGUUGCAUUCAACUUGGGUGCAACUUGUAUACUCAAUAGUUGGCAAGCAAUCUGUUUUUAGACGAGGCAGCCAUUUUAAAACAAUCAACGGCGAUGCAAAGGAGGCUUUGUGUGCACUGAAGAAUGCUGCCCGGAGGGAAACCGCAGAAUCCGCAGAACAGUUCCUAACCCCCAACUCGUUAUAAAUCAUCACGAUGACGUGCUGUGUAUAUCCUGAAAGAGUCUGGGCAAUUGCUGAACUCAGCCAACACCCAAAAACACAAAUCAGGCCUGUCAUCCUAAUUUUUUUUUAGGUAUGCUUAUUAAUAUCACCUUAUACCUUGCAUUAGCGGGUGCAUUUUAUAUACACUCUCAGAAAAAAGGGUUUGUCUCCAUAGGGGAACCCUUUCUAGUUCUUUAUAGAACCCUCUAUGGUGGGUGUGAAAAGUCUGAUUGAUCCAUUUUGCCCGACAAAGAACCCUUGAACUAGACAGGGUUCCUCUAUGGAACAUCCUCUUCUGAAAGUGUAGGAAUCCUUCAAAUACUUGCAUGAGAGAGACUGCCAUUCUGUAAAUGGCUUGCCAACAGAGCAUUGUAGCUACGUUAGCUCACUAGCCACUCAGAGUUUUCACUGCUGGACAGGAGAAAGAUUUUGUGAAGAAACUGCUCUCGUGUUUCAAAAGCAAGCGUUUAAAUCCACCAAAUGAACCGGAACAGAAUUCUGUUCCUCUUCAGGACUGUAGCCUCAACAAAGAUGUCAUUUUCAACAGGAAAAAAAACAAAACAAAACAAAAAACUGCUGGUUCAGUUAUCGUACACAAGAGGUUAAAUUUAACGAGCUGUUUGUGUAGCUACAUAUCUUUACAAACUUUAUGGGUUUUUUUUAAACCAAGAGCAAUCUGCAUCAUGUUUUAAGUUGUCAAAUAUAACAUUGUUGCCAUGGAGACGGGUACAAUCUUUUGAAAUCAUUGUUUUGUUUUUUUGUUUUUUGUUGGCAAGAACAGAGGGCCCAAACUGUUUUGUGAAACUAUAAUAUAAAAUUAUAAAAGGCAUUCACAGACUGCAGGCCUGUGUUUUUUUAUUUCUUUAAACAAUAUGGUUUUUAAAAUUGCAAUUACUUAGUUAUUACAAUAUUUUGUAUAUUACAUAUCCCUUGGAACUGGUUCAUGAAAUGUAACAUGUCUGGAAUUGAAAUGUAAUGUUAAAGAGUGUUGAAGUGUGUCUGCCAGCAAGCAGUAUUUGUUUGUAAAUUAAUGACCCAAAGCAUAUAAAACUGCCUGGUAUGGAAAUUAAAUAUCCUGUCCAGUCAAUCUUUCAACUUUCCAAAACGGGUUGUCCUUCUCACCAGUUUUUAACAUUUUCCUUCCUUUCUUUUUGGCAAAAUAAAUGAAUGCAAAUGAAAGACGUGUCUGGAAUUUGUCUGCAGUUGACAAGGACCAAUGACAUCACCCGGUAUGACACAUUCGGUUUGUCUUUAUGGUCUUGGUCUGCUGUGAUUUUCAAUAGUAAAACAUCGGCAUUUUGUGCACAUUGACAAGGUACCAUUACCGGUAUUUAAGCCAAGAAAGUAUAGCUUUGCAGAAGAUGGUUCAAUCCAUAGAUGGGCCCCCGGAGUCCUGUAUGCUGUAUAGGAAUGGGGCGUGGAACAUGGCAUACCUGCCAUGCCAAUCAAAUCCAGACCAUGCCAGUGCAAUUGACUGUGGCUGGCAGAGCCAAUUGGAAAAGCGCACUUGGCUCGAACAUCGCUAGCGACCCCUGCUGGUCAGUUGGGUGCCCGCAGGUCAACUUGUUCAGCUGUGCAUGAGUCGUCUGCCUCUGGACUGUCUGAGCCCGACUUGGGAACUGCAGUACAAUUUUUUUUUAAAAAUGCAGCUGACAUCACAUGCUUCAGAGGAGAAUUCAAAUAAUGAGUAUGUUUAUACGCUAAAAGACCGGUUUUUGCAUUGCUAUGAAAUAUGUAACAUUACUGGUGGAAGUUUUAGGGGGGGGAAAAAACAUUUAAGUUCAAAAUUUAUUAAAUACAGUACGGCAGCGGUUACACUGCAGAGUUACAGUUAGAAAACAUCUUCUUCAUGUGGGGAAAGUUGUCAACAGGUUUAAGAUUAAUAAUAUAUUAAUAUGGAAUUUCUUUUGCAUGUGAAAAUGACUGGCUGAACUGUUUCCUCAGGUCGUGCAGAUAAAUCCCACCUGGCCCAAGCGUAAACUCUGCUUCACGUUGAGAACGUUUCCUGGAAUGGACAGAGUAGAUUUGCUGGAAGCCACUUGAACAUUUUUUGCGUUUGCAUUAUUUUGGAUUCAGUGAUUACAUUCGUUUUUUAUUUGACUUUUUUUUUUUUUUUGUUUUUUUUUGCUUACUUGUUCUCCAUGUACAGGUCUGCGUUGAAAAAUAUGAAUCUUGUUGUGUCACGUGCAAGUUAUGAAUUAUGCACCAGCACCUGAACACAAAUAACAUGGUAAUACAUAUGUAAUAUGUGUGUCCCUCAAUUUUUAUGAUAAUAAAGACUUUGUACCAGUAUA